Messenger RNA from Myxocyprinus asiaticus (Chinese sucker), 2955 nucleotides. Its product is annotated as protoheme IX farnesyltransferase, mitochondrial-like. Lineage: Eukaryota; Metazoa; Chordata; Actinopteri; Cypriniformes; Catostomidae. The transcript has 7 exons. Bases 68 to 1417 code for a protein of 449 amino acids. Gene Ontology annotation, cellular component: mitochondrial membrane; mitochondrion. The record is from RefSeq and is a predicted model, not a curated record. Gene Ontology annotation, molecular function: protoheme IX farnesyltransferase activity. Gene Ontology annotation, biological process: heme biosynthetic process.
AGGUCAAGAUGGCGCGCUGCUGCAUGUGAAGGGGACUUACCGGGAACUGGUUGUUCGCUUUAAGAACAUGUUCAAAACAUCAUGUAGCAGACUGACGGGAGUUUGGAAAUACCUACCACGCGAUGGUUCGGUUGGUUUGGUUGUCAGCGUGCAGCCGAAGCUCAUUGCAAAUCCAUCUAGGAGUCACAUGAGUGCCAGGAGUCUGAUUCGGCUCUGCAGAAAGAAUCAAGCAGAAUGGAUCACAUUCCAGCACUUCUGCUUCCUGAAGAGACAGUAUAUUAAGGGCAGCGAUGGUCUGUGUCAAAGACUGAGACACAAGCAGGAGCCUGUUACCUCUGUUCUGGAUGAGCAAGAUGAUUCGGCUGACAGACAGGUUCAGCAAAUUCCAGCCAUAAAGCCUGAGUCUGGUACUGUGGUGCAGCCAUGUGACCCGCAGAACAUCCAGAAUGAACCAGAGGCGGCAAGGGAGGCACGUUUAGACGCCCGACAGUGGAAGGAGUUGAGGGUAGAAUACAGUGAUUUGCCGGGGAUCUACGCACGACUCUCCAAAAUCAAACUAACCGCUCUUGUGGUUACUACGGCAGCUGCUGGCUAUGCCAUGGCUCCAGUGCCCUUUGACCCCAUCACUUUUAUGAUGGCUGCAGUCGGAACGGGUCUCUCUUCCUGUACAGCCAAUUCCAUCAAUCAGUACUUUGAGGUGCCCUUUGACUCUAACAUGAAUCGUACCAAAAACAGACCACUGGUCAGAGGACAAAUCAGCCCGCUCCAUGCCGUGUCAUUCGCGCUGGCAUGUGGGAUCCCAGGUGUGACCCUGUUGACCCUGGGCGUGAAUCCCCUGACGGGCUUUCUGGGUGCCCUGAACAUCUUCCUGUACACGUGCUGCUAUACACCCCUGAAGCGCCUCAGCAUCACCAACACCUGGGUGGGUGCGGUGGUGGGUGCCAUCCCACCUGUUAUGGGCUGGACUGCAGCCACUGGCUCUCUUGAUCCAGGAGCACUCUUGCUGGGAGGUUUCCUGUUCUCCUGGCAGUUUCCUCACUUUAAUGCGUUGAGCUGGAACCUGAGAGAGGACUACUCACGAGGCGGGUACCGAAUGAUGUCUGUCACUCAUCCAGCCCUUUGUAAGCGCGUGGCCCUCCGCCACAGUGUAGGCCUGAUUGGCCUCUCUGCCUUGGGCCCUGCGCUGGAUGUCACCACUUGGACCUUUCCCUUAGUCUCUCUGCCAAUUAACCUUUACAUCAGCUACCUGGCCUUCAGGUUCUAUCGGCAUGGUGACAGGCAGAACGCCCGCAAGCUGUUUUUCUGUAGUCUCUGGCAUCUGCCCAUGUUGCUGCUGCUGGCACUCACUUGUAAAAAGAGUCGUGCAACGCAGGACGAGGCAGCUGUAGCCCCUAUUGCGGCAUCUCUGACUCUGUAGAGUCAACACAAUCCCUCUAUUGCCAUUGCCAUUGUUUUUCAUAUUCAUCCUGACUUGCUUUCUGGAGAUAAUUGCUGUUAGCCCCAAAAUUAACAAAAUCUUGCAAUUAAAAAGAUUAUGCACCUUUAAAGGGAAUGCCAAAUUUGAAAACACGCCUAAUGGUCAUAACCAUAAUCUCUUUAUUAAUAUUGAGGUUUUUGUCAGGGAGAAAUUACGACAUGGUCGAUACCUAUGUGUUAAUACACAGCAAAGAUUUAAAAAUCCCUGAAUUUACUCAGGUAGCUUGUUCACAAAUCAAUGUUAUGUGUGUGUAAAAACAUGAUAUAUUUAUUUGAUACGGCCCCCCGUUAUAAACAUAUAAUAUAAUUGCCUUUGAGUGUAUAGACUAAUAUACAAAAAGAUUGAGCCCUGACAAGUUAAUAUGGAUUCAUAUAAGUUUUAGACACUUUUCACAACAUAAGUCUCAUUACCAUAAUGCAUCCAGCUGUUUUACUAUUCCCAUUGUUUUCAGUGAUGAUUUUUUUACUUAAUUUUUUUACUGUGUAACAGUAAAACUAUGCAAUUUUUCAGUUGUUUAAUUAAAAUCAUCACAUUUAAAGCAUUAACAAGGGUGUACAACUAAGAUGUAUUAGUACUUUACAAAAAAAAUAAAAAAUUACUAUUACUUUUUACAAAAUUGCGGUAAUGAAAAUAUCAUGAUAUAUAUAUAUAUAUAUAUAUUAUUUUAUUUUUUUUAUUUAUUUUUUUUGCAUUGUGGUAAUGAGAAUUUGGGGUUAAAAUGUUCAUAACUAUCAUUACAAUAUCAGUAUCAUUACAAAAUGUCAAUGGCCCUAAAAAUAGGCUUCAUUUUCUAUUUGCAAAGUGUAAUUUCUUAUUUGUUUAAUUUGAUUAUAAAUUAAAAUAGGACCAGGAAAUGUUUUGACAGAUUUCAGGAGAAUCAACUGCAUACAUUUGUCUGAGAUCUGCAAAUAUUGUCAAACUGUAUUUGGGUCUAAUAUUGUCAUUAUUGUGGAUAUUUGGCUUGAUGCUUUAUAGGCCAAAUAAGAGAACGGUUUAAUGCACUUUGAAAUUAACAGAGUAGUCAGCAACAUUUACAUGAUACAUGCAAGUUUGUUCUUAACUAAUUACUUGGUUAAUCAGGUCAUUAUUUUGGAUUUCUAAGUCUGAUAAAAAUAUAAUUUUGCCAGUGAUUGAUUCAGUAAAGAAAAAACAUUCUCACUGUUAGCCCGGAAGUCUUUAUUCUGCAUCCUUGUUUAAAUUUCCGUCCCUCUGAUAACGUUCUGGCAUUAGUUCCAUCAAAGAUGCUGAAGUUUUUGAGAACAAAUCAAAUAAACGUUCAGCUCACUCAGUCAUUCCCAGAAUCGCAAUUAAUGGAGUGCUGAAUACCACUGAAGUUUGCUCAGUCCAAAUGGUGAAACUCUGAACACGUGUAGAUUUAGCCCCUUCAAUGUUUACUAUCAUCUGACCUCACUGUUUCACUUUCCUGUGUUAGACACAAAAGAACAAAAGUUUUUUUUAAUAAAUGUUUUGUGAUCAAA